Messenger RNA from Manduca sexta (tobacco hornworm), 1737 nucleotides. RefSeq names its product U3 small nucleolar RNA-associated protein 15 homolog. Gene Ontology annotation, biological process: positive regulation of transcription by RNA polymerase I; rRNA processing. The transcript is spliced from 4 exons. Gene Ontology annotation, molecular function: protein binding. Gene Ontology annotation, cellular component: nucleolus. The record is from RefSeq and is a predicted model, not a curated record. The coding region runs from base 144 to 1715 and encodes 523 amino acids. Lineage: Eukaryota; Metazoa; Arthropoda; Insecta; Lepidoptera; Sphingidae.
UCAAAACUAUGUGAAAUGUCAUUUGCCAAACCAACGUGGUGUGGAAAAUAAACUUUCGAGACUCGUGUUUACAUUUCAAUAACAUUAAUUUAUCAUGUGAAUUGAGAAUUACGCGAAAAGAAGAUAUUACAGAUCUGUAAAAUAUGGCACACAUAUCAUAUCCAUUCAAAAAAACUAAUAAAGCCGCAUUUCAAAAGCCGGCCUCUGUUCUUACAAGCGAUGCAAUCUAUUGGAAGAAACUUGGAUUACCAGUCUUAAUAAAGGAGUUUGGUGCAAUAGACUACUUAGAUUUUAGCCCUGUGGAACCAUACUAUUUUGCAGCCACAUGCUCCGUUCGAGUGCAGAUAUAUGACCCAGUGACCAAAGUAGUAGCAAAGAACAUAUCGAAAUUUGUAGAAGCUGCUUAUGGUGGAUGUUUUAGAGCUGAUGGAAAAUUAUUGGUGGCAGGAAGUGAAGAAUCAGGGGUCAAACUGUUUGAUGUACAAUCAAAAAGCUUACUCAGGGUGUUUACGGGACACACAGGGCCAGUGCACAGAACUUUCUUUACUAAAGACCAACUCAAGGUUAUUAGUUAUUCAGAUGACAAAUCUGUAUCACUAUGGGAUAUAUCGACAGAGGAGAGAAUUGCAAAUUUUUCAGAGCAUACAGAUUAUGUGAGAGCUGGUGCACCUAGCCCCAUCUCCCCUGACAUUAUUUUAUCAGGAAGCUAUGACCACUUGGUUAAGUUAUAUGACUGCAGGUCAAAUGAAACUGUCUUGACUGUGAAUCAUGGUAGUCCUGUAGAAUCAACAUUAUUCCUACCAUCCGGAGGUUUGUUCAUAAGUGCUGGUGGAACUGAAAUCAAAGUGUGGGACAUUUUCAAUGGAGGAAAGCAACUUGCGAACAUAUCUCAGCAUCAUAAAACUGUCACCAGUCUUCGUCUUGCAACUAACAAUAGUAGACUUAUGUCUGCUUCAUUGGACAGACAUGUCAAAAUAUAUGACAUAUCUACAUUCAAGGUUGUUCAUAGUAUUGACUUCCCUAAUGCAAUUCUUAGCAUGGCAAUAUCAGAACAUGAUGAUAUUCUAGCGGUAGGCAUGGUUGAUGGCAUCAUAUCGGUAAGAAAAAGAGAAAGGCCAGCUCAGAAUAAAGAGGAAAGACGAAAUUUAUUGAAAUUUGCUCCAGACCAUUUGAAAGCAAAAGCUCAGGAAGUAUCCAUGUCUACUGCCAAAGCUACUAAAAUGCCUGAAUAUGAUGUUUUGUUACGAAAAAUGGAAUUCGGUAGAGCACUGUCUGUUGGUUUAAGAACUUACACAGCAACUAAAUAUCCAGAAAAAACUGCAGCCUUAAUACAAGAAUUGUUUAGACGAGGAGUGCUCCAUAUUGCUAUGGACAGCCUUAAUGAAAAAUGUAUAGGAGCGAUGCUUAAAUAUCUCAUAAAAAAUUUGGGAGAAAUACGAUUUACCAGAACUAUCAUUGAUGCAGCAAAUGUAUUUAUAGAUGUGUUUGAAAGUCAACUUAAUACUUUCUCUGAACGUAAUUUGUCCUUAUACAAACUGUUGUUAAAACAUAUUGAGGAUGAAAUAGACGUUUGUAAGCAAGUUAGUGAAUUGGAAGGUGCCUUGAAUCUUUUAAUGGCAGGUGCGCAAGUCAGCACAAGUUCAGAGCCUCUAGAGCUCAAUGAUACAUUUACACCAUCAGUGAAAGCCCAAAAAGAAAUUGUUAUUGAUGUGUAAAAUAAAAUACUAAUAUUUUAAA